CCCACCCCGGAGUCGCCAUGUGGCCCCUGGCCGCUAUGACCGCCUUCCUGACCGUGACCCUGUCAGGUGGCAUCUCUCAAGAGUUUCCCAAGAUUCUCAACAACACCAAUGGGACCAGUGGGUUUCUCCCUGGUGGCUACACCUGCCUCCCCUAUUCUCAGCCCUGGCAGGCAGCCCUACUAGUGCGAGGGCUGCUGCUCUGUGGGGGAGUCCUGGUCCACCCCAAAUGGGUCCUGACUGCCGCACACUGUCUCAAGGACAAGUACAGAGUUUACCUGGGCAAGCAUGCUCUGGGGCAUGUGGAGGCUGGAGAGCAAGUGAGGGAGGUAGUCCAUUCUAUCCCCCACCCUCGAUACCAGAUCAGCCCCACCCACCUGAACCAUGACCACGACAUCAUGCUUCUGGAGCUGCAGUCACCAGUCAAUCUCACGAGCCACAUCCGCGUCCUGCCCCUCUCCCACAAUGACGGCCUCCCCCCAGGCACCUGCUGUCGGGUGUCUGGCUGGGGCACCACCACCAGCCCCCAGGUGAGUUUCCCUCAAACCCUGCAAUGUGCCAACAUCCAGCUACGCUCAGAUGAGGAGUGUCGUCAAGUCUACCCAGGGAAGAUCACACCCAACAUGCUGUGUGCCGGCGCAAAAGAGGGUGGCAAAGACUCCUGUGAGGGCGACUCUGGGGGCCCCCUGGUCUGUAACGGAACCCUCUAUGGUAUCAUCUCCUGGGGAGACUUCCCAUGCGGGCAGCCCAACCGGCCUGGAGUCUACACCCGAGUCUCUCAAUAUGUUUCAUGGAUCCAAGAAACAAUCCGACAACAGACAACGCAGAAGCAGAAAUGGACGAAGGGCCUGCAGUACCAACAGGACCUACUGCUCAGAGCUGUUGGGAGGACUGAAUGAAAGAUUGGCAUUUAAAGGCUCUCCACACAGCAACUUCCCAAUCAAUGGAGAAGCAGCACGA
Molecule: messenger RNA, 957 nt
Organism: Ceratotherium simum simum (southern white rhinoceros)
Lineage: Eukaryota; Metazoa; Chordata; Mammalia; Perissodactyla; Rhinocerotidae
Source: RefSeq, a predicted model, not a curated record